This is a messenger RNA of Purpureocillium lilacinum, 717 nucleotides long. RefSeq lists its product as uncharacterized. The record is from RefSeq and is a predicted model, not a curated record. Lineage: Eukaryota; Fungi; Ascomycota; Sordariomycetes; Hypocreales; Ophiocordycipitaceae.
AUGAUUGCCUCUGCGCUCGCCCUCGGCCUGGCCGGCCUCGCCGCCGCGUCCCCCAUCGCCGAGCGCCAGGUGACGCCGCACUACCCCGAGACGUCCUCGUCCAAGGGCUUCCACCUCGUCGUCAACGUCACCGACGCCUCGCGCGACUUCCACCCCUCCAUCCAGAACACAUACAUCGCCAGCAUCCACACCGGCGCGGGGCUCGCCCUCGUCGGCAACAUCCCCACGACGGACAACGCGCGCGUCUUCUACCAGAACGGCACGGCCGAGGAGAGGCGCUUCGGGCGGUCCAACGUCAUCACCGACGGCGGCACGCCGCCCUUCCCGCAGGGCCUCAAGCUCGUCAAGGACGCCGGCUCCGACACGCUCUCGACGGCCAACCUCAACGCCGGGCUCGGCACGCCCGGCGUCGGCAUCGCGGGGUUCCCCAACCCCUACGCCUUCCUGUACCCGGAGACGUGGGCCGCCUGCAACGAGAGCCUGCCGUACUACCAGGGGCGGUACUUCAUCAUCUUCAAGCAGGCCGCCACGACGGUCGACAAGGACGGCAAGAUCCACGACAACGUGCCCGAGGGGUGCGCCCCCGUGCGCCUGCUGCCCGAGUGCACGCCGCUCAACGACCUGCCCGCCGGAUCCUCGUCGAGCCACGAGUUUGCCAUCGAGGACCGCUGCUACAAGGACGUCAAGUCCAUCAAGUGGAGCGAGUACGGGCCCUGA